This is a messenger RNA of Chironomus riparius, 1867 nucleotides long. The record is from the annotation of a GenBank genome assembly. NCBI's taxonomy places the organism in Eukaryota, Metazoa, Arthropoda, Insecta, Diptera, Chironomidae.
GCUUUGUUUACCAAAAUAAAGCAAAAUUACAACAAAAAUUGAAAAAAAAAAUAUUUUAAUAAAAUUAACAUAAGCAAUAAGGUGUAAUUAAUUAUAAAAAUAUGUCAAAAGGAAGCUUCAAUCAGGUUCUAAUAGUUGAGAAUGAAUGUGGUGAUGUCUAUAUUGUGGAAAAUCAGAAUACAAGAUCUAAAAUUGGCACGAAAAAAUGUCAACAAAUGAUUCCAAAAAAUAGUUCUGGUAACGAUGACAAUAUAGACGAAAUUGAGGAAGAGUAUUUAGAGGAGAAUUUUGAAGUAGUUCCAGUAGAUUUUAUUGAUGCCAAUGAGUAUGAAGAGAUUACUGUCAAAAUUGAGCCAAAACCUGAUCAAGGCAUACGAUUAAAACUGUCUAAUAAAGAAACAAAAGCAAAUAAAAGUCCCGAAAGUGCUGUAAGGAAAUCUUCAACACAAAAUAGCAUACAGCAAACAAGUCAGGCAAAGUUCUUCUGUCGGUUCUGUGAUAUUAGUUUUGCCAAUAAAAAUGAGCAAUGGAUGCAUCUAUGUAAAUAUCUACAAUGUGAUCCCAAUAAUUAUAUAUGCCGUGUUUGUCUUAAGGAAGUCAAUAAGAAACAUUUUGAUGAACAUGUUCAUAACGAAAAGUUUGAGUGUAAAAUCUGUGAGACAAUAUUCUAUUGCAAAAAUGACUAUACAGAGCAUACUUUAAAUAGCCAUCAAGGUGAUUCACCAAAAAAGCGAAUUUUAGAUUAUAUGCCACUUACAGAAUUUGAAGCUGUCACGAAAAUUGAAAGGCCUGUAAACUGUCUAUUAAGACGUAAAGGAGUUAGAACAAAAGUGAAAUAUCCAAGAAAGAAGCAGCGAUUUGAAUGUGAUUUAUGUGGCAAAUAUUUAGUCAGUUCUAGAAGUCUAUACUUUCAUAUGAAUUUACAUCGAGGAGAUUCGUCUUACAUCUGUGCUUCCUGUGGUGAGGUCUUUUUUACGCCCAACGGAAUCAAAGGACAUUCUUGUGAGAAGAAACGUAAAAGACCCGAGAAAGACUUUAGGACUUAUGAUAUGCGAUACUGUCGUUUCUGUGAUCAACGUUUUCCUUCACUGGAUGAAAAUAAGGCACAUAAAUGUGAAUUCCAGCAUCCUGAUGACCAAAAACUUGUUUUUUGUAGGUGCUGUGGUAAAGUUUUGGCUAAAUUAGCAUUUAAUCGUCACAUGGAGACACAUUCCGGAGUUGAUUGGGUCUGUGGAAUUUGUAAUAGAAAGCUAGCGACUGAAAGAGCUCUCAAAACUCAUCUAACGACUCAUACUGGCAAUAAGCCAUACAAAUGCAGUGAGUGCAACGAAAGUUUUAUUAACAAAGUAGUGUUAGAUCGACACAUGAGAUUUCAUGGACAGCAACCCAAACUUUUUCGUUGUGAAUUUUGUUUCAAGCAAUUAAGUACAGAGACCAGCUUAAAAUCACAUGUCCAAAGACUCCAUAAAAAUACAGUUCAAUGUGAGCUGUGCAAAUUGGAGUUUCCAAAUCGAGACUAUCUAAAAGAUCACUUUCAAGCGACACAUGAACCGAGUGUAUGUGGAAUUUGUGGAAAGUCCUUUUCUCUUCCUAGAUAUUUAAAGAUGCAUGAAAAGCUGCAUUAUGACGAUAAUAAUGUAUCAAAAAUGGCAUGUUCGAUAUGUGCAAAGAAGCUAACGACUAGAAAUAUUCGGCAUCACGUUUAUAGACAUCAUAUUAAUGAGUUUGACUCGUGGUUAAAAGAUAAUCCUAAUUUCUAAAGAUAAAAGAUUAUUAAAAUUAAUUACAGAGUAAAUAAAAAUGCGCUGCUUGCGCCUCUCGCGUGAUUUUAACUUGUUCAAAAUAACGGAAAAAAAUUCAAAAUUUG